This is a messenger RNA of Dovyalis caffra, 519 nucleotides long. NCBI's taxonomy places the organism in Eukaryota, Viridiplantae, Streptophyta, Magnoliopsida, Malpighiales, Salicaceae. The record is from the annotation of a GenBank genome assembly.
AUGAAAUCCUCCUUCGCUUUCUUCAUUCUCUUUUCUCUUUUUUCGUUUGCUAACGUUAUCAAUGCGAGAAAAGACACGGGGGAAUAUUGGAGAGCUGUCAUGAACGAUCAGCCCAUUCCAGAAGCAAUCCAAGGCCUUAUUCGCGCUGAUCCAACCGCAUUGCCAUCUGUCUCCAAUGAGAGAGCCGAUUGCCACACAACAGAGUCCAAUAAAAAGAAGAAUUUUGUCAAGUAUUUUGGCCCAGAGCCUACUAUUACGGUUUAUGAUAACGGUAUAAAACCAAAGAAAGAUAAGUCCUUCUCGGAAGAUUUUGACCCAAGGCCUAACGUCUCCAUUUACGUUGAUGGUGUUCUUAAGGUACAAAAAUCUGUAACUGAGGAUUUUGAGCCAAGGCCUAAUGUGUCCGUUUACCACGACGAUGCCACUCUUAAAGGAGAAAAAUCUUUUGCCGAGGACUUCGAACCCGGGCCUAACGUAUCAAUUUAUGAUAAUGGUGUCGGUCUUAAGGAAAAAAAUUGA